AUGCGUUUUCAAGGCUCAUCAUCUGGUGUCCAAAAGCAGGAAUACCCACUUACGAUUUUCCUAGAACCUACAGCGUCGACAAUCGUGUUUGGAUGUGCAGGAAUCCCACGCAGUAUACCACGGAUUGAGACAAUCAUACAUAUUAGAACAACCAAUGGUUCAUCAUUUUUGAUAAGAUCAAUUUCGAUUGUGUUGAUCACACGUCAGAAAGUGAUUGUGCCGGCCAAACUUGGUAGUACAGAAGCAUUUAAAGAAUUCAAGAUAUUUGAGGAUCCAUUGGCAUUUAAGCCAGUAAAUGGCUUUUCACAGCACGUAUUGGGAAUAGACUUGCCUAUCAUGAUACCUGUUCCCAAAGACAUAAUGCCCACGGGGUACCUGCCCACGCUUGGAGUUUCUACAACGCACUAUCUUGCUGUCAAGGUGGUUACUGGGGAGAACAGCGGCGUCGAAUCAUCAUUCAUUGAUACUUUUCCCAUUGUUAUCAAAACGUAUGAUACAUUACCGCUAUACCGACAAUUCAACGAGCCUGUGGUGGAAUUACAGAAGUCGCCCGAUAAUCAAGUGUUGGCGGAAGUAACCGUGCCAGUAACCUCUAUUGGUCCCGGUGACCACUUAGACCUACAUUGCAAAUUAAUGACCAACUCAGCGAAUAACAAAGUAAAGAAGCAUUUGGCAGCAAAGCAAGUCACUUUCCAAGUAAAGGAGUAUCUAGAGUGCUACGAUGGCGGACUACCUCCCAAAAAGGAAAACAAGCUAUAUACAAAAACCUUGCAAUUAAACAAGGAACUAAAUACUCAGGGGGAAAUCGAAAGCUUCAGCACAAAAUUUCCCAAACUUAAUGACAAUUUGGAAAUGUAUCAUGAUCCAACACCUUACAUCAUUGAAAACGAAGUUACCGAGGACAAUGGUACGACAAUUAUUGAAUCGGCAAAUAUCGCAACCCACAAGGCUAUUGAUAGCUUGUCUGAAGGAGUACCUAUCACUCAUCUUCAGAGUUUUACAGCACCGGGUAAGUUUUACUCGAUAAAAUUUGAGAUUAUUUUAAAAAUAAAACUAUCAAAAGCUAAAGAUUUUGAUAUUCAUCUACCAAUAACUGUUUGUCCCUUUGAUAGAAAGUCGAGCCAGAAUUUACUAAAGUGGAUCAUGCACGAAUGCGAGGUUGCUAAAGCUCGGUUUGGUCGCGAGUUUAUUGACCAUUUCUUCUCCGCAGUGAGCUAUGAUGCUAUUUGUAACCUAAUGAAUCGAUACAAGUCACCACCAGUCGUUUAUAAAUAUUGCAAGGAAGAUUGGAUCAAGUUGGGGUUUGCCGGUGAUCAAUUUGGAAGUAAUGAUAUGAAAAACUUGGUGCUGUAUAUUGACUAG
This is a messenger RNA of Lodderomyces margitis, 1362 nucleotides long. RefSeq lists its product as uncharacterized. NCBI's taxonomy places the organism in Eukaryota, Fungi, Ascomycota, Pichiomycetes, Serinales, Debaryomycetaceae. Bases 1 to 1362 code for a protein of 453 amino acids. Gene Ontology annotation, cellular component: division septum. The transcript has a single exon. The record is from RefSeq and is a predicted model, not a curated record. Gene Ontology annotation, biological process: division septum assembly.